GGGCGUGGUCCUGACCGAGCACAUAUAAGCACCCGCCUCGCCUCCUCCAGACAGUCUACUCCAGGAACCACAAGUGAACACUACAUCAUGAAGGCCCUGGUGCUGCUGCUGUGUCUGCCAUGUGUAAGCUGGUGUAAGCCCACCACAGUGGUCAGCUUCAGCCCAGUGGGAUAUUCUCCGGGCGUCGCCCCAGGGUUUGCCUACGCCUUCCGUGCCCCUGCCCCUCUGUACUCCCGCUCCGGCGGAGCCUCAGGCCGUUCACUCUCGUCUGGAGCCUUAUCCAACCACGUCGACCCCCUCGCCUACGUGCCCACAGUACUCAAGACGCAGUACCACAGCCAGGAUGAGCUCGGUCAGUACGCCUUUGGGUAUGUGGGAGACGCGUCAACCGCUCACGAGGUCCGUACUUUGGAUGGCGCCGUGCGAGGCUCUUAUACCUACGUGGAUAGCAACGGGAAGCUGCAAACUGCCAGCUAUGUGGCAGAUCGCAAUGGCUUCCGUGUUAAAGCUUCCAACCUUCCACAAGCACCGCUUGCUGCUGCUCCUGUCAUAGUCUCACUGCCUGAGCCCGUUAAACCGACCCCUGAGGUGGUAGCUGCCACUGCUGCUCACUUACGGGCUGUUGCGGAAGUCAAGGCGUCCCGAAUCAAGCGAGCAUCCAUCAGUCACCUCCUUUCUUCUGACAAACUGGCACCUGGGAAUCGCACCAAUCACGUCAAGGAAGCAUCCACCCCAUUCCCUGUGCUCAAUAAAGCCACAGUACCUCCUAGUACCGUGCACUCCGAUCAUACGAAGGCUAAUCAAGAAGACCUGGUGUCUGUUACUCAAGUGUCACUUCCCUCAUCACCUGCCUCUCCAGUAGAUGGUGCCCCCCGUGCUCUCCCACAGUUCGACUCCCAAGAUGAACUGGCCGGAGUCUCAAGACAACACAUGGUUCACAUCCCCGGUGGCAUCACCCGUGGUUCUUACUCCUACAUUGACACCAACGGCGAGAUGCAGACGGUGUUGUACAUGGCUGACGAUGAGCACGGCUUCAGAGUACUGGAGAGCAACUUCCUGGAAGAUCCCUCUGAUACUAACUAGUAGACGGCGGAUGUCCUGGGUUUGAGCCGACCCUAGCCAAACUCCACAAUUAUUCAAUAUUACGGGUGCCUUUAAGUCAUUCUGGCGAACUCUAGAGUUUUCCCAGGAUAGCCCUUGAGCCGCUCUGAGAGAGCCCUGAAACACCCUUGAAGAUAGUUCUAGAGUUGCCCCAGGGAGAGCCCUUGGCCACCUCCCCGGAAGAGCCCCAGGAGAGCCCUUGAGCAGCCCCAGCGUUACCUCAGGUGGCCCUGGACAAGUCUAGUGGUGAGAGCGGCCGCCAUGGUCACCAACCAGGCUCGCGGCAGGUGCUGGAUGUAGUCAUUAUUCUUAUUUAUUCUAAUAUAAGUGGCGUGCGAGGCUACAGAUGUGACAGUGUAAAGGUGAAGGAAAAAUGUAUAUCACAGUUGUUUGAAGGUGUAAGAACACAUGGUUGAUCUUCCUACAAUAUAAAACAAAAGAAGUACAGUUUUCUCUAGUCUAGCCUCACCGAGACUGAAGCUCGCACGUCAAAUGUUUCUGUGGCUUUUAAGUUUUGUCUAUAACGCAAAUUAUAUUUUUCGCACCGCAAUUUUCAAUAAAUGUUAAGUAAAGUUA
Molecule: messenger RNA, 1677 nt
Organism: Procambarus clarkii (red swamp crayfish)
Lineage: Eukaryota; Metazoa; Arthropoda; Malacostraca; Decapoda; Cambaridae
Product: cuticle protein 18.6
Cellular component (GO): chitin-based extracellular matrix
Molecular function (GO): structural constituent of chitin-based larval cuticle
Source: RefSeq, a predicted model, not a curated record